CCGCAUGCUAGGGGUAAGAUCUAUGUCCAAAGUCAAGGAAUAACAACAAUACCAAACGCCGCCUUUAACUGGAACACCUUUCUUCAGCGUUUAGAGAUUAACCAAAGUGCUGACAACUUACAUGUAUUUAUUCUGGUAUGUGGACUUAGACAAGUUAAAGAUCCUCUGUAUCUGGUGGAUGCGUUUUCAGAAUGGCAUCAAGAAGAGCCCAAUGUUUACAUGGUAAUUGUUGGUCCUGAAGUCGAUCCAGUGUUUACAAGGGAAGUAAAAGCCAAAGUGGAAAGAGUGGCUGGGGUACGAUUGCUGGGAGAGAUGCCUCAGGAAGAUCUGCACGCGGUGCUGAAGAACUGCUUCGCGAUGGUGAACAGCUCUGUCUCUGAAGGCAUGUCAGCUGCGAUUUUGGAGGCAAUGGACUUGGAAGUUCCAGUGCUGGCUCGGAACAUCCCUGGGAAUGCUGCCGUGGUGAAGCACGAAGUGACAGGAUUAUUGUUUUCAGGUCCUCAGGAGUUUGUUCAGCUGGCAAAGAGACUGGUUAGUGAUCCUGCGUUAGAAAGAGAAAUCGUGGCCAACGGAAGGGAAUACGUGAGAACAUGCCAUUCCUGGCAGAUGGAAAGAGACACGUACCAGCACCUCAUCACGAAGCUAGAAGGAGGCACGGAGGUCUGAGGAGCAAGCCUCGUCCUCACCUGUGCCGUCCACACCUGCCACCAGAUGCCCAGCCCUGCACAAACUCCAGAGACGGGGUCUAGCCCACUUGGGUUCAGUACAAAUCAGACCAGUCUCUUUGGAAUCUAUGGUAUAUGGAAUUGGUAGCUAUGUUGAUUGGGAGUCUCUGGGGACAUGGCAUUCAUCCCAAAUGUUUCUGUGCUUUCAGACACCGUCCCAGAUGUGUCCACCCAUCAGUCCUGGUGGAGGUGCAUAAGUGAAUUGGCUGAUUUGGAUGUGGAAGGGGCAAUUGGUUUUUAGGAGAAUUUCAGAGAGAAUUUGAUCAGAUGCUUUAGGUUUUUCUCAUGGGUGUUAGAGGCUUAUGUUCAAGCAAUCACAGUGCAGACCCCUCUUUCCUGUCUUCUGAGUGACCUGUACCCCUCAUUGCCAGUUCAAAAAACAGACAUAAAAACCAGGUGUGUCAGCUGAGUGGCGUCCUGGCAGCAUCUUUGACAUGAUCUUGGAGUCCUAGCAUGUUGCUGGCCCCAGGCUCUGACCAGUCUGCUUCUCUAGAUGCUAGAUGGUGCUAUAAACGAGCUCACACCCGGUGCGUCUUACUCUUUAGUGGUGUGACUGAAAGACUAGGUGUGCUUUCUAGAAAAGGGGCUCUGCAGGCCCCGCCCACCUCUUCAUCAAAUUUGAUCAGAAAACGGGGUUGGAAUAAGCACCAGCCACAUCACCUGUGGCCUGGAAAAUACUCGAGUGACCCUGAGAGGGAGGCCUCGGUAUGUGGGUCCAGUGUGGAGAUUCCUUUCCUUUCCAGCAUCGGGGAGCCAGGGACAAUUGUCAAGUGGAUCACAGGGUUCCAGCCCGUAGUAGAACUGGAUUUGGGUCUAUGUGAGGUCACUGAAGACACCAGGAGGUCAGCCCAGUGGUUGCUGUAACAAUGACCUUACCACAUCAGCACGUCCUCCCUAAAAGUAGAUUCAGUGUUCUUUGGUAGCUGUAUUAAGCCAAGAUAACCUCCACUGAAUACUGAAAUCAUUGCAUUCCAGUGGACAUUCAUUAUGACAGAUGGGGAGUUAAGUGUCCCAUUGCCUCUUGUGAAGUAGAAAGCCAUCAGUUUGGAGGAGGGAGAAGCUAAAGCAACUGCAGAGCCCUGGCAUGCACAGUGUUUUAUUAAUGAGUUUGUCUAAUGCCCUUAGAUUCAAGACGGAGGGGAUGCAGGGGAGUCUCCACCAACACUAUCCUUGCUCCAAGUUUUGGGACACAUGUUGGGUUUUUUGCUUUUCAACCAUCAUGCCUUUAAAAACUGUAAAACCUACAUCUUGUUUUUAAAAGAAACAGCCUCAAAUUAAACUUCUUAAACUCUGAUGCCUUGGGGAAGAGAACAGCAUGUUCAGAUUUCGUACCAUGUAAUUUGGCUCAUUCUGCCACCUCAAUCACAGACUAGAAUUGCUCUCCAGAAAGGCAGUUCACUGGAAAUGGCAGACAUGCUGAGCUUUGGGGAGACCUGCUAAACAAUGCCCAACUCCCCUCCCCCCCCCUUUUCUUUCUUUUUUUUUUUUUUUGCCUUUAUGGGUGCUAGGGUCAUGGCUCCCAUCUCUGGGCAUAGGGAGAGAAAGAGGGAGAAAUGGAGCCCCGGGCCCUGAGGGGACAUUUCCAUCUGAAUCUGGAAUCAGCAAUGCCAUCCUAAGAAAAGGUACUACCUGGUCCAGUGUUAGCUCAGAUACCAUCAGACAAUGCUGCUGUUUGUAAAAUGCUGAUUGUCUGGAAGCCUGAAUCUGUUCCUCGUUGAGUGACAUUGUAAAUACCUGACCUCCACUGUACCUCAAUAUCACUAAUUUAUGUCUUUGUAUAGAAAUGUGCACAUGCCUAAUGCACUUUGGAGAAAGGCAUGUUUUUAAAUUAAUAAAACGUGUCACCAUCAGCCGUACUAAAA
Galeopterus variegatus (Sunda flying lemur) is the source of this 2587-nucleotide messenger RNA. RefSeq names its product glycosyltransferase 1 domain-containing protein 1. NCBI's taxonomy places the organism in Eukaryota, Metazoa, Chordata, Mammalia, Dermoptera, Cynocephalidae. Gene Ontology annotation, molecular function: glycosyltransferase activity. The annotation marks the transcript as partial. The transcript is spliced from 8 exons. The record is from RefSeq and is a predicted model, not a curated record.